Messenger RNA from Neoarius graeffei (lesser salmon catfish), 3717 nucleotides. Its product is annotated as E3 ubiquitin-protein ligase DTX3L-like. Gene Ontology annotation, molecular function: metal ion binding. The coding region runs from base 213 to 3002 and encodes 929 amino acids. NCBI's taxonomy places the organism in Eukaryota, Metazoa, Chordata, Actinopteri, Siluriformes, Ariidae. The record is from RefSeq and is a predicted model, not a curated record. Gene Ontology annotation, biological process: protein ubiquitination; Notch signaling pathway. The transcript is spliced from 17 exons.
AAACCCACAACUCCACAGCACAUGAAGCCCCGCCCACUGCAGAACUCAAUAACAAGUGCUUUCAGUUUCGUUUUGUGUGAAAUGUGAAGUGAGUAAAGCAGAGAGGAGACACCGAGAGACACCGAGAGACACUCCGAGACCCUGAAGGACCCUGAGAGCCCCUCACUCGCCUGCUAUCUGAAGCUAGAAGUGGAAAUAAACUUUCAUUAGUCAUGCACGAGCCGAUGGAGGUCCAAAAUUCAACUGAUACACAAAAUCCGAGUCGGUUCAGAAACCGAAGUGAAGACGAACCAUCGACACAAUCCAGCACUGCCAAAGCCACACAGCGGUCAUUUGCCCCCCUUGUUGUUCCUGCACAACCUUCUCACCAACACUCUGACCAACAAAACCUGCAUCAGGACUCAGCUACAGCAGGUCCAGGAGCUAAUCUUGAUGUUCCACCUGCUGCUCAGAUGUUGCCAACAACCUCUAAUAAUCUUACUGCGGGACAAAAGCCAGACUCUUCCAACAUGGGAGCGUUGCAAGACCAGAAGCCAUCAGAGGAUCAGGCACGCCUCUCUUCUGCUUCACAGGAUCCGGAUACAUUGGAUCAGAAGCCAUUGGAGGAUUGGGCACGCCUCUCUUCUGCUUCACAGGACUGGAAUAAAUCAGGUGAAGAAGCAAAAAAUCAUCCCGCUGCUGCAGAUGUUACAGAGAUGUCUUCAUCAGCGUCUAAGAGUUCUGAUACAACAUACAGGAAACGAUCAAAAAACCUCAUAACGGGAGAGCCUGCGAAUCAGAUGAAGGACAUGAAUACAUCACCUGAUGAUGAUGGUCCUCCCACUGACGCUGGAGAUCAUACACAGAAUUCUGUUACAAAACACAAGAAAGAUUCUGUCAGUCAGAAGGAUCCAACAGAUAACGAUGGACUAGAACCCUCAGCACCUCAGGAUGUUGCAAAGGUUUAUAUAAAAGUGCACUGGGAAGGAGAAAUACCUUCAAGGUGGAAAGCUCAUCUGCAAAAAGCUCUUCAGUCCUGGUGUUCUCAGCAGUCUUCUGAAUGCACUAUUAAUGUACUUCAACUUUCCGAUGAUGGACGCACUGCAGAGGUGGAGAUCACGCCAUCAACUGCUUUACAGGGAAUAAAAACUGCAACUUUAACAUUCAAGCAGUUUCCCAAUAAAACUGCCACAGUAGACUUUCUGGAAGAUGCACCAAAGUCUGUGGAUAAAGUUUCCAGGCCGAAGAUGAACACACCUGAUGCAGACACGACUUAUCCAGAAACAACUCCAUCUCAGCUCAAGAAGGAUGCUGAAGCUGCUUCUAAUGAUGCAGGACACACUGAGAUGUCCAGAGCUUCUCAUGAUCUUACUGUCCCUCUCUUUUUGUACUGGUACCUGAACCAAGCUUACAGGAAGGAAGUGGAACAAAUUGAGAAGAAGUUUGGAGUUAAAAUAAAUGCAGAAAGUCAUGUUUCAAUCUCUGCUGAGAAAACGAAUGAGAAGAGCGAGAGUGAUCCUGUCAGUAGAGCUACAAAGGAGUUUUCUGAUCUUGUACAGAAUAUUAAUGAGACUCUCAAAUCUGUUCAUGUCCCUCAAAAACACAUGGAGUCUGAUAUUAUGAAAGAGACACUGCGUAAUAUUCCAAAUGAACAGCACAAGCUCGUGCUAAGUCUGUCAGCAAAUAACUACCUGCUGUUUGGGCCAAAAGAAAAAACAUCAGUGGUUGCAAAGAGGUUACAUUUGGAUCAAGGUGUUUCAACAUCAUUUAUCCCCAGCAAGUCACAUAACACUGAGAGUGACAUCAGGGAGACUUCAAUGCAGGCCGCUCAGAACCUGGACAUGGACAUCAAGGACACUCAAGCUCCAGUUGAGAUGGAUGAGGCACACUGGCGUCUGAUGAAGGUUGUGUUUCAGAAACAGAUUACUGAGAUUGAAGAUAAAUAUGGAGUUCGGAUUGAUGGUGAACCUGUCCAAGGACUGAUUAAGGUGUCGGCGCAGUCCAGAGGAACUCAGCAGGUCAAUCUUGAAGCUCACGCUCUCAGUGCCUUAACUCGUCUCUACCAAAAGCUAGUCACAUCAGCAGUCACCUGUGAACUUGAAAAUCCUUCCGACACUGAAAGAGUGUCCCGGGCAUUUGAAAUAAUUUGCCCUGUCCACGCCCAUGUUGGUGGAGGAGAAAGUAACGGAAGCUGGAAACUUUUUGGACUGCCAAAGCAUCUCAUUCCUGCUAUAGAUGCUAUUGAGAAGAUUAUUGGACAUCCUGUAUUUGAUGAGAAGACGAAGCAAAUGUUUGGAUAUCCAUGGGAUUUUCCACAGGCAAGUGGGUUUCAGAGAGGACAAAUGAGGCUGGAUGUGAAGAGAGGGUCACAUGGUCCUGACUUCAGAAAUGGACCAGAGAAGAAGUCUGAUUUUAACCAAGAUUUCCCAAAUAAAGCAAAAGAAAACGGUAAAGAAAAUGAAAGUGAAGAAGAUAAAUGUCCGAUUUGCUUGGAUACGUUUACUCAAAAGACAAAACUGGACUGUGGUCAUGAGUUCUGUGAGGAGUGUCUGGAACAGUCAAUCCGGAGCAGAGGAAAAAUUUGCGCUUUGUGUCAGAAAGUCUUUGGGAUAUUAAAAGGAAACCAGCCGGAUGGAAAAAUGGAUGUCAGACAUUCCAGGUACCCAGAGCUCCCUGGAUUUCCUCACUGUGGCACGAUCACCAUUUCUUACGACAUACCCAGUGGCAUUCAGACAAAUGAACAUCCAAACCCUGGAGAACAUUACUCUGGGACUUCUCGCACUGCGUACUUACCGAACAAUGCUGAAGGAAACCAUGUGCUCUCACUGCUGAGAAGGGCUUUUAAGCAGAAACUCAUUUUCACUGUCGGAGUCUCCAGAACAACUGGAGCAGACAAUAUGGUCAUCUGGAAUGAUAUUCAUCACAAGACGAAUACACACGGUGGACCUCAAAGUUACGGCUAUCCAGACCCUGACUACUUAAAACGGGUGAAGGAAGAGCUGAAGGCCAAAGGCAUCGAGUAAAGAUGAAAAAUGCAGAAUUCUGAAGUCAUAAUUUACAUAAAGCUUUAAUACUUUAAAAAUUAAAAACAAACAAAAAAAUCAAUACAAAUAUAACUGUAUCUGGUGUCAUAAAGAAAAGUAUAUGAAAAUGCUUAAAUUAAAGUUACUUUUAACAGGGCAUAACCAGCAUAAUGCAGAUUAUUAUUCAGGUGAUGAAUUGUUAUCGUUAAUAUUUUUGUUUGAUGGAUUUCUUUUCCUUUGAAUUCAGUUUUCUGUGUCUUCUGUUUUUACUGCAUCGUAGAAAAGUUAAUGCAGCUUAUUUUAAAUAAUUUGCUUUUGUUUAGUAGUUUCAGAUUGCCUGUGAUAUUACAUGCUGGACUGGUGGAUUCUCAAAAAUAAAUUAAAAUACAAGUAGAUCAUAUAAAUUAUGAAAACAUCUCAAAUUUUGAUUAAUGACUUAUUUUCCCAUAGCCCCCCCCCCAAAAAAAAAAGAGAAACCGGCAAUGGCAGAAAAUGUCCAUGAUACAAAAUAAAUAACGUAACCAUAAGUCAGUAAUGAUUUAUAAAUCACACUGUUAUCUUUCAUCCAGAGGAGGAUGGGUUUCCUUACAGUCUGUUUCCUCUUAAGGUUUCUGCCUCAUGUCUUCCCGGAGAGUUUUUCUCUCAACACUGCUGUAUCUGUCCAUAUUAACACCGCACAAAUAAAUACAAAUAAAAGUGACUUGAUUUAAACCCA